Uranotaenia lowii is the source of this 768-nucleotide messenger RNA. RefSeq names its product zinc finger protein 706-like. The record is from RefSeq and is a predicted model, not a curated record. The coding region runs from base 176 to 409 and encodes 77 amino acids. NCBI's taxonomy places the organism in Eukaryota, Metazoa, Arthropoda, Insecta, Diptera, Culicidae. The transcript is spliced from 2 exons.
CCUGUUUUGGUCACUCUACCUUAACAGAAAUUCAACAACACUCUUUUAUUCGUCAUUCAACUCGACGCUAAAAAGUGUUUCGGGAAUUCCUAUUCCAACCGGAAGUGGUUAGUGCACUAGAACUCAAUUUUCCCUUAAUUUGCGAACUGAUAUCCAAUCCAGCAGCAGCUUCAAAAUGGCCCGCGGACACCAGAAGAUUCAAUCGCAGCAGAAGGCUCAGGAAAAGAACGCCAAGCUGAAGAAGCAACAGGGUCACGGUCUGAGCGAUCAGAUGAAGGCCGCCCAGAAGGCGCUGGUGUUCUCGUGUUCCGUGUGCAAGUCCCAGAUGCCGGAUCCGAAAACCUACAAGCAGCACUUCGAGAACAAGCACCCGAAAUCGGAACUGCCAGCGGAGCUGAAGGACAUUUAACCCGAUCCGCGCCCUUCGUAGCAUCUGGACGUGUCCCAUUGGCGGUAAGAGGUAGUAGAGGGAAAGGUUUACAAGAUUGAUUGGUUCGAGAUAGGGGGGAGAUGACGGCACGAAUUCGGAUCACAAAUGAUUCCAUAUUUUAGAUUUUUUUUUCUUCAUUUAUUAUUCUUUCAUGGGAUUUCUUUCGCUGUCUUCAAACCAGAACAUUUUCGCUUUUGAUUCAAUACUGUAAUGUGUAAAUAAUAUCAGAGAGCAGCCUAAAGGGGAAAGCUACUACCGGAAGUACCAUUUUUUUAAUUCACCAGUAUGCUUGAUUUACGUGCUUAAUCAUGAAAGUAAUAAAUCUUAAGUUUGAAUAA